Chrysemys picta bellii (western painted turtle) is the source of this 950-nucleotide messenger RNA. RefSeq names its product prolactin releasing hormone (gene PRLH). The record is from RefSeq and is a predicted model, not a curated record. Gene Ontology annotation, biological process: G protein-coupled receptor signaling pathway; feeding behavior; response to peptide hormone. NCBI's taxonomy places the organism in Eukaryota, Metazoa, Chordata, Testudines, Emydidae. Gene Ontology annotation, molecular function: neuropeptide hormone activity; prolactin-releasing peptide receptor binding.
UUGUCCAAAUGAAGAAAAUAUUAGAAUCCCAAGAUAAAAUAAGCACCCUCCUGAGUCAUGAAAAUCCCUUUCUUGAUUUGAUAAAAAUUAACAUAAUGGGUUGUGGGGAGGGGAAAAUGCCCUGGCUUUGUCCAGGGCUGGCUUUGUCUGUGACAUCAGCACUAAGGCAAGGCAUAAAACAGGCAAACGGGGGCUCUUUGGCUCACAGAGUCCAAUCAUUGGAGGAAGGAAGAAGCAUCACACUCCAGAACUCCUGCUUGACACACAGCUGGGCUCACUCCUUGCUACAUUCCGGCACCAGCCACAAGCCUUGGGGGAGCUGAAGGGAAUGAAACUGCUGGCUGCCUGCUUCAUGUACCUGCUGCUCAUCUGUCUGGCUCUGCCCAAAGCCGAAUGCCGACUUCACGAGCGAUCCAUGGAAAUCAGGAACCCUGAUAUCGACCCUUCCUGGUACACGGGGCGUGGGAUCAGACCUGUGGGACGGUUUGGCCGGAGGAGAGCUGUCGUGGGGAGCUCCCAGAAGUCGGGCUAUGGACACAGGCAAGCUUGCCUCCCUCUAGAAGAAAGCAGUGAAUCCAUUCAAGAUGAAUGAAAUGGCUAAGACAAAGAAUGAAUUUGAAUGAUGCUAAGAAAAGACCCUUCUCCUCUCUUCCUUCCACAUCCCAGCCUCUCUUCUAGGCAAAUGAAAAUGUUUGGUCUCAUUUCAAUGUAUCUUUGUGGCUAUAAAUGAUAGAAACCAAAGAGCAGUUGAUAACUCCAGUAUUUCUGCAGACAAUUUCCCUCUUGCCUGUUUUUUCUUUUUCUCUCCCCUGUUCCCCAUUUGUCCCCCAUCUCUGGCUUUUGCUCGCAAUCUAAGAUGAUUUGCGCCAGAAAAUUGCUAGGGGAAAGAAAUACAACUUCCCAUGUUAAUUAUCUUCCUAGAACAUGGGCUCUUUUAUACAAACCAAAAU